Sphaerulina musiva SO2202 is the source of this 5828-nucleotide messenger RNA. Its product is annotated as AAA-domain-containing protein. Gene Ontology annotation, biological process: positive regulation of transcription by RNA polymerase II. Lineage: Eukaryota; Fungi; Ascomycota; Dothideomycetes; Mycosphaerellales; Mycosphaerellaceae. Gene Ontology annotation, molecular function: chromatin binding; histone binding; ATP hydrolysis activity. The transcript has 2 exons. Gene Ontology annotation, cellular component: nucleus. The coding region runs from base 251 to 5332 and encodes 1693 amino acids. The record is from RefSeq and is a predicted model, not a curated record.
CCCGGACUCAUCAGUUCCCAUCACGCUCCAAUAUCCAUAACGCAUCUUCUUCUUCUCUUUCCACAGUUCGUUCUUAAUGGUUGAUACCUUACUCAUCAAGUUGUGCACAGCCGUCACAAGAUCGCGCGUAUCAGCCGACUAGAUGCCUCGAGAGCACAACUUUCCAUUUGAGCGCACGUAGAUCGGCAGCUAGGGAGUGAAGCAGUGACGGCCUGGGAGUAAAAGAGAAGCGUCGUCACAGUCACGCUCGAUGGCUGGAAAACGCAAGGCGGCUGUCUGGGAUCCCACGAAGAGCGACUCCAACGACAGCGACUUUGACGACGCGGCAACUCACGCACGCCCUCAGAAAAGGUCCAGGAAACAGCAAAAGGCAUCUCCGCGCAAACGCGAUAAGCCACGACGUCAGCACUACGGCGACUCUUCCGACGACAUCGAAAACGACAGUGUCGCGAACAGCGAAGAGGAGGCGUCAUUCACAGAAUCUGAUGACGAUAAGCCGCUAGAGCGCAAUCCACGAACUGGCAGAAGCGUGCGCUCGGCAGCGAAAAAGGUGGUCAAGUAUGAGGAGGAGGAGAGCGACGAAGAGAUAGCAGCCACCGAAAGCGAGCACAACCCGACACAGCCCACGCCUGCACGAACGAAACAGGCGCGUGCAGCUGCAUCUUCCGAACGGCAUAAAAUUGUCAUACUGAAGGUACGAGUACCGGAGCCAAGCAUCGAGACCAAUCUGGAAACGCGCUCGCGCAGCAACAGUAGAACGUUGCGUCGCGGGACAACACCUACAAUGCACGCGCAGGGCUCAGGAGGGCGUCGCAGCAGUCGACUAUCGCACGAUGUCGAGACUCCGCUCGUGGCUCUCACAGAUUCUGGCCGGCAUCAAGUUGUGACGAGAGCUGGCAGCAACACGCCUGACCCUUCGACUACACGUCGGCCAACAAGAGGCGGAAAGGGCCUCGCCUCGAAGAAGCCACCUAGCGCCAUCUACGAAGAAUCCCACGAAGAUUCAAUAGGUGAUCUACGGCAGACGACCGAGGGCCAGCAAGAGUUCGUUUCCCAGCUGGAGGAAGCUGCGCGAAGCACGGUGCAGGGAGUGGAUCGCCAAAUACCACGCACAUCACCCACUCCCACAGCCAAAGACGAGGAAAUCGCAAUGGAUUAUGGCGACGAGGACGACGAGCACGUCGUGCAAGAGUCGCAAACGUCACAGGUGGAUUCUGGGGCCGCGGCUGAGCCAGCAGCGGAAACCGAGGACAAUGACGAAGAUGAAGGACCGGUGAUUAAGGGUCGCACUUUACGCGCUCGCCGAAAAGCAUCGACACCGCCUCCUUCUCAACCCGAGCCCAGCACUCGAAGAUCACUUCGCAAUCGGAAGGCCGGCGCUGAGCAAAGCAGUGACUUUGAGCCUGAUGCCGAAGGAGAAGCCGAAGCGGAUCAAGACGUGUCUGAAUCAGAUGAAGAUUUGCUCAAGCCUGGCCGUGGGAGAAAUGACAGUAGUAAUGACGGCAGCUCCCAAGGGCGGCGGUCAGGUAGACUGACGCGCAAAUCUGCUUCUCAACGAAGUCGCUCCGGACGCGCACCCUCUGUGGACGAUGAGCUGGAUGCUGAGGAGAUUGCGGAUGAGGCGGCAGAACUGGACGAGGACAGAAGGCGUAAUCGCCGAUCGAGAGGCAAACGGGAGCGCACAUCACAGCGCGACAACCAGAUCAAUUUCGAGCCGACCUUGCGCAGUCGUGGAAACAGACCAGACUACCGCAUUAUCCGGCCCGAAUUAUUACUGCCCAUCGAAGAAGACGAUGCACCCGCGAUGCCUACCGUGACGCCGCAACGGACUCGUCGGGGAGGCGGCGGAAAUGCCUACCGCAGCUUAUUUUCUACGUAUGGACCCUUCGGUGGAGGCAUUGGCCCCCCUCCUGUGCUCGGAGGCCCGGAAGGAUUUGGUGCUGCAGGUGGUGUCGACUCUGAUAGCAGUGAUGACGAGGUGGGGGGUGGGCAGCAGGGAAUUGGCGGUGCAGUGGGCAUGACACCUACCUCUGCAUUCCCCAGGCAUUUUGGAGCGGCGCCACAGGCUCUGAACAACGAUCCUCUGACUGGCACUGGUGGCGGGCCGCCAGGCUUAGGCAAGGUUAAGGACAAGAAGGCUUUGGCAGAUGCGGACCCUCUUGGCGUCGACACUAACGUUACGUUCGACGGUGUGGGCGGGCUGGACAACCACAUCAAUCAGCUCAAGGAAAUGAUUGCCUUGCCGUUGCUGUAUCCUGAGGUGUUCCAGCGCUUUCAUGUCACGCCACCACGAGGAGUGCUCUUCCAUGGCCCUCCCGGCACUGGUAAAACACUGCUUGCUCGUGCGUUGGCAUCCAGCGUUAGUUCACAUGGGCAGAAGGUUACUUUUUAUAUGCGAAAGGGCGCAGACGCACUGAGCAAAUGGGUUGGUGAAGCUGAGAAGCAACUACGCUUGCUGUUCGAAGAGGCACGGAAGAACCAGCCUAGUAUCAUCUUCUUCGAUGAAAUCGACGGCCUUGCACCAGUGCGCUCUAGCAAGCAGGAGCAGAUUCACGCUUCCAUUGUCGCCACUCUACUGGCGCUCAUGGACGGAAUGGAUGGCAGAGGGCAGGUAAUUGUCAUUGGUGCCACCAACCGACCGGAUUCUGUUGAUCCUGCUCUGCGACGUCCUGGUCGAUUUGAUCGCGAGUUUUACUUUCCACUGCCCGAUGCAAUGGGACGACGUAAGAUCAUAGACAUCCACACCAAGGGAUGGGAUCCUCCGCUCAAGCCGGAGUUUAAAGACCAGCUUGCUGAGCAGACGCGCGGUUAUGGGGGUGCUGAUCUGCGCGCGCUCUGUACUGAAGCAGCACUGAAUGCCGUCCAGGGCACCUACCCGCAAAUCUACUCGAGCGACCGCAAGCUGAUCAUCGACCCCAGCACGAUCAAGGUUUUAGCCAAGGAUUUCAUGAUUUCCGUCAAUAAGAUUGUGCCUUCUUCUGAACGCUCCGCUGCCUCUGGUGCUGCCCCGUUGAAGAAAGACAUCGAGCCACUCUUACGUCGUCCACUUCUCGAGAUCUCGAACUUGUUGGACCAGACCAUUCCUCGCAAGCGCAAAGCCACUGCUCUGGAGGAGGCGAUGUACGAUGAUCGAGAAGAUGAGUUCGGUUUUCAGAAGGAAGUCAUGCAGCGAGAAUUUGAAUCGUCGCGAGUCUUCAGACCUCGACUGUUGAUCAAGGGCAAGGCAGGUAUGGGACAACAGUAUCUUGGAGCGGCACUGUUGAGCAAGUUCGAAGGUUUGCACGUCCAGAACUUUGAUCUUGCGACGUUAAUGAAAGACUCGACGAGGUCUCCCGAAGCUGCUGUCGUUCAACUCUUUGAGGAGGUGAAAAGGCACAAGCCAAGCGUCAUUUUUAUUCCUAAUGUUGGUGUAUGGUGGGAGAUCCUUGCAGACUCCGUCAAGCGGACUUUUGUUGGUCUGCUUCGUAGCUUGCCACCGACUGACCCCAUCCUGCUACUGGGAAUACUGGAAUAUCAAAGUCACGACGAGAAGCCCAACCCCGACAUGCUACGCGAGUUGUUUGGAUUCUCAAGCAGAGACCAGUAUGAACUCAACCGGCCUGAUGAUUCGGCGCGAUACGAAUACUGGCAGACCGUCGUGGACUUCAUUCGCCAAUCGCCAGAUCAGCUUCCCGACCCUGAUCAACGGAAGAAACGAAAGCUAGCAGUGCUCCCUGAAGCACCCGUUGCUGUGGCGCCAGCCAAUGCAGAGCUGAGCAAAGCCGAGCUCAAAGCGCAGAAAAAGAAGGACCAUCAAACGCUGAACAUCUUGAAGCUUCACAUCCAACCAAUCAUGGAGCAAAUCAAGCUGAAGUACAAGAAGUUCAGAAAUCCGCCCAUCGAGGACGCUCAGAUUGCACAUCUGUUCGACGAUACAGACCCAAAGGUCCUUACGACAGAUCUCACCGAGGAACAACGACAACAACAAUCUUUGUUCAGACCCUAUGAGGUCGCCAAGGACAGCAAAGGGGUGCCUGGGUUGAAGGAGGUCAUGACGGACAAGUUUUUCUACAACCUCGAUAUUGUGACUAUCGAAAAGAGGUUGUCCAACGGGUAUUACAAGCGCCCGAAAGACUUUCUUGCAGACAUCAAGCGAUUGUCAAAGGACGCCAAAACCCUUGGUGAAGAAGACAGACUGCUUAAAGCCAAGGAGAUGCUUACUAAUGUUGAAGUCGACAUAGCCGCCGUUGAAACACAGCACGCUGCAAUGUGUGCAGAAUGUGAAGGCGUGUACGAGCGAGAGCAAGCCCGCGAACGUGCCUGCCUGGCCAAGUUGAAGCCUGGGCAGGGUAUUGGGGAGAAAGUGCCGACGAUAGGUGCACCGCACAUGUACCCUGCCAAUGGUUCCAAGACGGGGUACGACGACUCUGGGCCUAUCGUUCUUGGCGAACACUUCUCCACCCCGAGCAGAGUCCCUGGCGUGAAUCCUGACAAGGAUGCAUUCAUCGGCACCAUGGGCAACGGGGUUCCGCGACAUGUCAAUGGCUUUCAGCAAUCGCAGCACGGACAAGAAGAUGCGGAGAUGCUUGACGCACAGCUGGAUGUACCAGACGGACAGCAUGGCUCGCAGCAGCGGCCUGUGUCGCAACAGAGCCUAAUGGGCACACAAACAGCGAUGCUCCCGCCAGCAUCUGCACAAUCUCUGCAAAAGCAACGAAACAGCACGUCAACCAACUCUGGCACGAGAAAUAGCAAUGGCAGCAGUGGUCCGUUCUCGCAGUUCUCCACGGCCAUAAUGCGACCUGGUGAUUACCCCGACUUUGGCCGGAUGGGGCCUGGUUCUGGUUCUGGCUCUGGCAGUCAGAAUCUGCCAGACACGCAACCCCCGUCCAACGAAUCGCAGCAAAUUGCAUCAACAUUCGACCCAUUUGGCUCCCAAGGAUCAGCAGGCUCGCAGCACAACCCCGCGGCUCCCACAAAAGCGCCCGCUCGAGUGUCGUCUGUGUCCGCGCUCCUGAAUGACGAGGAUGCUGCAGACCCUCCCAAUUCGCGUCCUCAGCUGAUUGUGAAUGAAGACAGCAUACAGCAUUUCCUGACGAGUAUGGUGGAUACGACGAGUGGGCUGUCGCUCGAGCAGAUGGAGCAAUGUAAAGCUCGCAUUAUGGAUAAGAUUUGGAGGGAACGUGGCAAUUGGAACCGCGAUCAAGUCCUGGCUUCGGUGGCCGAAGUGUUCAAUGAGUCCGUGACAGAUAUCCAAGCCUGUCAGGAAGUUCUGAGCCCGAGUCAGAGGCUGGCAGGUCAGCCGAGAAAGACUACUCUCAUUGAGUCUGCGGAAAGUCUUGGUCCCACGUAACAGUCCACGCAGGCAAGUUUGCAGUAGGGUUAGAAGUGCAGUACAGUAUACCGAUGAUACACAUUUUUGUUGCCCCUAAUCUUGUGGGUGGUAGCUUCAUUGAGGGGUAAAACAUUGAUCUUCACCGGCUCCGCCUGUCGUUCGAGCUCCGAUGCUAGCGAGUCGCUUAUCUUCCGUUCUCCAUGUCGCAUUGGACACACUGGACACGCCUGGUUGGUCGCACGGUCGACGAAGUGAUGAAAGGCAUGUUCUGAUCGAAAUCACGCCCCAGUCGAGCCGCAGAUAGUCCGAGUCUGACCAAUCUACACCCUGGCCCUCCCACGCACGCGAGACUCUCAUGGAGGGGUCCCGUCAUCACAAGCGAGUCCACUCAUGAGCAUUCAUCCCCUUUCCACGAGGUUUCAUCGUCCACGCUAAAUCAGCCUAAAUGUAAUUCACUUUGCGCAAACCCAGAUGUUGAUCCUAGGAUUCCAAGCAAAAAGCAACUCAAAUUCCC